This is a messenger RNA of Sinocyclocheilus grahami, 1675 nucleotides long. RefSeq names its product sodium/bile acid cotransporter 4-like. NCBI's taxonomy places the organism in Eukaryota, Metazoa, Chordata, Actinopteri, Cypriniformes, Cyprinidae. Gene Ontology annotation, biological process: bile acid and bile salt transport. The transcript is spliced from 3 exons. The record is from RefSeq and is a predicted model, not a curated record. Gene Ontology annotation, cellular component: membrane. Gene Ontology annotation, molecular function: bile acid:sodium symporter activity. Bases 162 to 1439 code for a protein of 425 amino acids.
GCGCGCUCCGCGCCAAACCCCUCCCGGUGCACCGCGCGCUCCGCGCUGGACAGUGUCCCUCAGUCACACAAGGAUUCUGCGCCGCUAGGGGACAGUUCAGGGAGGGGACAGCAGUGGAGACCGAAGGAUCCUUUGGAGAGCCCCAGUCCCCUGGAGACUCGAUGGAGACCUCCAGCAGCGUGCCGAGCACCGCGCUCACGCAACUCCUGAACUUCACAGAGGAUCCCGUCAGCUUCUCAGAGAGUCCUUCCAUGGCGGGGUUACGCGCCACAGAAGAGCCGCUUUCACCCGUGCUCAGCAGCUUCAGGACUGAUGCGGCUCCAGCGGGGCUCCUGGCGGGUCCGUUCUCGCCCUCCGAAGAGCCCACUCACCUGAUUGUGGCUUUCUGGGAUUCACCCUUGAGUCACGGGAUUAACGUGUUUGUGGGCUUCGUCCUGUGCUUCACCAUGCUGGGGCUGGGCUGCACGGUGGAGCUCAGUCAGCUGGGCGAGCACAUCCGCAAGCCCAUAGGAGUCCUGCUGGCGGUGGUGUGCCAGUUUGUCCUCAUGCCCCUCAUCGCCUUCCUCCUGGCUCUGGCCUUCUCCCUCAACGAUGUGGCCGCUAUGGCUGUGCUGCUGUGCGGCUGCUGCCCUGGAGGAAACCUCUCCAACAUCAUGUCACUGCUGGUCAACGGGGAGAUGAACCUCAGCAUCAUCAUGACCAUCUCGUCCACUAUUCUGGCGCUUGUGCUCAUGCCGCUGUGUCUGUGGAUGUACAGCCGCGCGUGGAUCAACACACCAUUGGUGAACCUUCUGCCCUUCGGCGCGAUCAUUCUCACCCUCUGCAGCACCCUCAUUCCCAUCGGGCUCGGGGUCUGGCUUAGAUACCGCUAUACUCGAGUGGCAGAAAUCAUCAUCAAGGUGUCCCUGUGGUCUCUCCUGGUCACUCUGCUGAUGCUCUUCAUCAUGACUGGAACUAUGCUGGGUCCGGAGCUGCUGGCCACCAUCCCUGCCUCUGUCUACCUGGUGGCUGUACUCAUGCCCAUGGCCGGCUAUGCGGCAGGAUAUGGCCUGGCGACGCUCUUCGAUCUCCCCCCCAACAGUCGGAGGACUGUGUCUUUAGAGACGGGCUGUCAGAACGUGCAGCUCUGCACGGCCAUCCUGAAGCUGGCGUUUCCUCCGCAGCUGAUGGGAGGCAUGUAUAUGUUUCCUCUGCUGUACGCGCUCUUCCAGGCAGCAGAGGCUGGCGUCUUCAUUCUGGCUUACCGCAUGUACAGGAAAGAGGUAUUACAUAAACAGGACCUCAUGGAGGAUGACGAGGAUGAUACAAACAUAUCCUACAAGAGAAUGAAGGAAGAAGACGUGCCGUUUGAUUCUACGUAUGGUGCGGUGACAGUGAGUGACCCCAACGUCAUCGUGUUGGAGUCACAGGAUGGUGCUGGAAGCCCCACACCUGUAUAAGGGAACAAAAACAAAAGACUUGAGAUUCACUAUAGACACUGGACCAGAGUAUUUACAAUAGGAUUUAUUCAUGCCAUCACUCACUGUUGAAUUUCUUACUAAUCACUCACAGCAUUAUAACUAAUAUGUGCCAAAAAUGAUUGCAAGACUGUGAAAAUGGAAACUAAUAUCAUGACACACUAAACGCACUAGCCAAAUAUUACCAUUCAAUGGAAUUUUUCUAAAAUUAGUAUAAA